Molecule: messenger RNA, 624 nt
Organism: Apis florea (little honeybee)
Lineage: Eukaryota; Metazoa; Arthropoda; Insecta; Hymenoptera; Apidae
Gene: mRpL35
Product: mitochondrial ribosomal protein L35
Biological process (GO): translation
Cellular component (GO): mitochondrion; ribosome
Molecular function (GO): structural constituent of ribosome
Source: RefSeq, a predicted model, not a curated record
GAAUGUUGCGUAUUGUUAGUAUCGCUAUUCGAGCUUUGCAUACCAAUAUCAAUUUAACAAAUUCUCUUAUUCCUAAACAAUUACCUAUUACACAAUGUAUUCAACAAAGAUUCUUUGGAGCAUUUUCUUCUACAAUUUAUAAUUGGAAUAAUGUUUCUUAUGAACAAAAGCCAAUUCUUGGUCACAUACAUGUUAAUAACGUUGUACCUUCAACACUAGUACCUACAACAACUUCUGUCAGAACACUUAUAAAAUAUUCUAGGAAAAAAGGUAAAAGAAAAACUGUGAAAACUGUGCUUAAAAGAUUCUACAGAUUAAAUUGGGGUAUAUGGAUCAGAACUAUUGCUGGUCGUCAUAAAAAAUUAUGGAAAAAAAAUGCUAAACGGCGAUAUAAAUUAAAACAGCAUGUUUUUUGUAAUGCAAAACAGUCAACUUUAUUGGAUAAAAUGGUAAAUCAUUAUUGGAAAAGACCACACUAUUAUGUAGAUGACCCUUAUACUCCAUAUCAUACACGUGAAGAGUUUCCUUUCACAAGAAAACAACCAAAAGAAUAUUAAAUAAUACAACUUUGUAGAAAUUUUGUUGACAAAUUUCUAUUUAAAAAUAAAAUAUUUAUACUCCCAU